AUGACUUCGUCAUUUGCCGAGUCUUCGACUAGAGGUCGCCCCUCCGCCGAGGCCGACGGUCCCAACACCUCCUCCGCGAGCAGUCAAGGUCCCACGACACCCACCCACAGCAGCUCCUCCCUCGACGGCCCCGACCGUAAGGACAACCCCGGCGGCGUAAACGAGCAAUCACCCCUCCUCUCCCCCGAGCUGGACGGCAGCGAUGGGGGCAGUGAACGGCAUGGCUUUCUUGGGCGACACACCUCGGCCCCUGAGCCCGACGAGUUCCAGUCUACAAAGAGCCUGUGGUAUCUGCUUGUCUUGACCAUUAGCAUAGGUGGACUGCAAAUCGCGUGGUCGGUUGAGCUCUCCAACGGCUCUCCUUACCUGUUGUCCCUUGGCCUGAGCAAGUCGCUCAUGGCGCUGGUAUGGAUUGCUGGGCCGCUGUCCGGCACUCUGGUGCAGCCGUACGUGGGCAUGCUGAGCGACAACUGCAGGGUGUCGUGGGGAAAGCGGAAGCCUUUCAUGCUCGGCGGGGCUGCCGCCACAAUUGUUUCUCUGAUGAUCCUGUCCUGGACCAAAGACAUGGUCGUCGGUUUUUUGAGCCUCUUCGGGGCUGACCCGGCAUCUGAGGGCGUCAAGGUGACCACCAUAGUUUUUGCCGUGAUUUGGGUCUACAUCCUCGACUUCGCUAUCAACACAGUCCAAGCUGCAAUCAGGGCAUUCAUCGUCGACUGCUGCCCGGCUCAUCAGCAAGAGGCUGCCAACUCAAUGGCAAGUAGGCUGACUGGGGUCGGGAAUAUCAUUGGCUAUAUCGCUGGAUACGUCAACCUGCCCCAGAUCACAUGGUGGCUAGGAAAUACCCAGUUCAAGGACCUCUGUGCCAUAGCCAGUCUAGCCCUAGGAUCAACGGUGCUUAUGAGCUGUCUGCUCAUCAAAGAGAGGAACCCGCAGCUCGACGAGCCCAACGCGAGGAACCGCAAGCAGGCCGGUGUUUUCUCGUUCUUCAUCAGCCUUUUUGCGUCCAUGAAGAGGCUACCGCCGCAGAUCAAGAAGGUCUGUGUCGUACAAUUCUGCGCGUGGGUCGGCUUCUUUCCCAUGCUAUUCUACACGUCGUCCUACAUUGGUGAGAUAUAUGUCCAGCCGUUUCUCGAGGAAAACCCGAACAUGACGCCCGAGGAGAUCGACGAGCUAUAUGAGAAGGCAACAAGAGUCGGGACGUUUGCGCUAUUAAUUUUCUCAAUUACCAGCCUGCUCACAAAUGUCUUUUUGCCAUUCUUCAUCGCACCGACAUACGACAGCCAGCCCAUUGGAGAAGCGCCCGGCGAGGGCCCGGUCACCACUCUCCGGGAUCAUGGUCAAGAGAAGAAGUCAUGGACGGAUCGCUUGGUCAUACCUGGCUUGACGCUCCGUCGUGCUUGGCUGCUCUCUCAGCUGCUCUUCAUGGGCAGCAUGCUCUGCGCUGUCCUCGUCCGAACCGUGCCGGCAGCCACAGUGCUCGUUGGCUUGGUUGGAAUUACCUGGGCUCUGACGCUGUGGGCUCCAUGGGCAAUCAUCAGCGCAGAAAUCAGCCGGAGGGAUGCCCUUCUUCGCCAGAAAAGAAGAGCUUUCUCGCCACCAGAAGGCGCAGGCUCUUCCUCUAAUGCGGCCCCCGGAUUUGACGGGUAUACCUCCGAUCAAGAUCACAAACUAGACGGUUCCGAAGACGAAGCCGACCAGGCGGGCGUGAUCCUCGGCAUUCACAACAUGGCCAUCGCCGCCGCAGAUUAUCGCGACGGUCGGCUCGAGCCUUAUCUUCAAGAUAUUCCAGAAGCCUCGGGGGACGCCUGGCGACCACUCGAUCGCCAUCGUGAUGGCUAUAGGCGGCGUCGCGGUGGGCGCUUCGGCGUGGUUUAUCCACCUCAUUAA
This is a messenger RNA of Diaporthe citri, 1887 nucleotides long. RefSeq lists its product as uncharacterized. Gene Ontology annotation, cellular component: membrane. The transcript is spliced from 2 exons. Lineage: Eukaryota; Fungi; Ascomycota; Sordariomycetes; Diaporthales; Diaporthaceae. The coding region runs from base 1 to 1887 and encodes 628 amino acids. The record is from RefSeq and is a predicted model, not a curated record. Gene Ontology annotation, molecular function: sucrose:proton symporter activity.